Messenger RNA from Triticum urartu, 680 nucleotides. RefSeq names its product Cytochrome c oxidase, subunit Vib family protein. The record is from RefSeq and is a predicted model, not a curated record. NCBI's taxonomy places the organism in Eukaryota, Viridiplantae, Streptophyta, Magnoliopsida, Poales, Poaceae. Gene Ontology annotation, cellular component: mitochondrion.
UUCCCCUGCCCCAAGGGAACCUCCGCAAACAAAUUCCCCACCCCUACCACGGCCGACGAUGUCCUCCGCCCCCGACGCCGAUCACUGCGACGCCGGAACCAUCAUGGCCGACGUCCUCUCCAAGGGCCGCGAGUCCUGCUACAAGGCCCGAGACGCCUUCUACGCGUGCGUGGAGAAGCACGCGGACAAGAAGCCCACCGAGAUCGCCACCAUGGGGCUCCUCUUCCCCGCCGACUGCAAGAAGUCCCGCGCCCAGUACGUCAGCAGCUGCCGCCCCUCCUGGGUGAGGCACUUCGACCGGCAGCACUGCGCCAAGAAGCGGGUGCAGAGGCUGCUCGACGGCGACGACGACGGCCGGGGUCCCAUGUCGCUGCCCCAGCCCUACACGUUCAAGCAAUAAGUGGCGCUGACGAUGGGCCUGUCCUUUGUACGAACCGAAUCUGGCCGAGAUGGUAUUGGUUUAUUGUUCUCUAGUCAUUCCUGCCGAGAUGGAUGCUUAUCUGCUGCCUAGUAUGUUGAGGAAACUGUGAAUCUGUGACUUCGUAGCGAUCAUGACCGUUGUUGUAGUGCUCCUGUUAUCCUAAUGACCUCGUGACUCCUGGCCUUUCAUGCUUUGUUUCGAUGGAUGAAAGUUGAGAUGUGGAAUAAUAUUGCGGAGGGAUGGUUAUUGCCAGGUGCCA